This is a messenger RNA of Pecten maximus, 11609 nucleotides long. Its product is annotated as cilia- and flagella-associated protein 54-like. Gene Ontology annotation, biological process: cilium assembly. Gene Ontology annotation, molecular function: protein binding. The record is from RefSeq and is a predicted model, not a curated record. NCBI's taxonomy places the organism in Eukaryota, Metazoa, Mollusca, Bivalvia, Pectinida, Pectinidae.
UAUGGCGUCCGUUUAACCUAACCCUUGUCGUUCAUAACAGAAAACUCUUUUUAUCUGCAUUGGUGAUAUAUAAUAAUUAAGGAUGGCAGCGGUUCUUCGAAGCGCCGCUGUUGCUUCAGCGAAUCGAGGUCAACCAAGCUCAUUCUAUAGCAAAGAUAAGACGAAUCCGGUGUUUCAGUCUCUGGAGCAGGAGACAAAAAAGUUCAUGGGCUACAUGAAGAAACGGAACGUGUCUGGUUACCAGAAACCAGACGAUGAACCCUGUUCUAGACCGGCUGACACUUUGUUUGACCUUUGGAAUAAGUAUGAACCAAAACUGCCGAAGAUGUACUAUCAAGAGAAACUUUUGGAAAUGGGAGAUUUUUUGAUGACAGUUCAGGAAUACAGCCUGGCUCUGUGGCAGUGCUAUGAACGCUACCUACUACACUUUGGACAUGUUGAUGAAGGGGAGAUAACUGACGUUGACACCUUUAAGGCUACAUUUUUCCCAGAAGGAUUUGACAGUGAUGAUGCAGGACUCACAUUCCGAGCAUUAAUGGGGAAGAGCAUCAGCAUGUACCAGGUGGUACGUGUUGGCGAUCCCAAACUACAGAACAAACAGUCUGUAGACAGGUGUGUCCAGAUCUUGGCCUUUCUUAGGCUGGUCAUGCAGGUGGUCCUACCUCAGGAGAAACUCUGCUGGCUCGUCUAUAAUGGAACAAUCCAUAUUUACAGUAUCUCAAGACAUCUAAUGUCACUCGGCAACUCCGCAAGAGUGAUCGAGUAUCUACUGUGGGCCAGUGUUUGUAUGGAGACGUCAGUACCCCUCCUCGCUGUGAAGUACCUGCCGUGGAGAGCCACCCUGUACACUGCUGUAUGUCAGUGUUAUUUUGACUGCAAAGUCUCACAUCAUGCUGAGGCAUUUGCCAGACGAGGCUUAGCCAAAAUAAAUGAAUUGAGUCGACUAGAAAGUCUGAGUAGUUCCACAGAGACUUAUGAGUCUGAGGAGGCAUUCCGUCAGGCUACUGUCAAGAUGGCUGUUAUGGUGUUCCGAAGGUCAGCUUUUGAAACAAGGAGAAAACCAAAAGGUCUGUUGCGUCCAAAAACUCGUGCCAACCUCAAGGAUGCCCAAAAUUUACCAUGGCCACGUACCCCGAGUGAGAAACUGUUGUCGGACAUGUUUGAAGGUAGUGCAGCCCAGUUCUUGUGUAUCCUGGAGAGUUUGAAUGAUACCAACCGCCGUACUAUACUAACGUCACCUCCGGCUGCAGACAGUGAAGUAGAGAUCCUUGAUGUGUAUGCUGAAUUGUUCCUUGCUGGUCAGGAAAUUCUUUCUGGUGGUGGCGGUCGAAGAGGAUCCGGAGUAAAGCCCACCAGUAACAUCCCUGUACCUACAUUGUGUGGGGUCGUUAGGGGCAAGAGUCUGCUUGGAAUGGCGACACAUGGUGAGGAUGGAGCAACCAUUGAGGGUGCCAUAAAGUUGGUGAAGAUGGCAUACUGCUUUGAGCAGUGGGAUGUGUUUGACAUAUUGAUAGAGGGUGUCCUCAUGUACAUCAGGAUCAUCAAGAACCACACCAGUGAAUAUGCAUGGGAUGAAAAGGCCCUAGAAUUAUUACUGGCCAUGGAGAAAGUGAACCCUAACCGUCGCCACAAGCGGACAAUGACCUCUAUUGGUGAAGAGGAUAAGGAAAAGGAUAGCAUCAACCAGGAUAUAGGGGCGGCAUCACAGGCUGGGGGACCCACAUCAGUGAGGUCCCUAAACCUGGGAGAUGAACUCAUCCAUGUAGCUGAGGUGCUUAUGUCUAUUGUUACUGGUCCAUUCAAGCCCUCAGAAAUAGAAGUGGACAUGGUGGUGGACACAGCCCUUUUCUUGUGGAACAAAACAAAGGCUGUUUUCCAGAAACAUCAGACUGGAUCACUGGACAAUCCCAAAUAUCUGCAGAGAAUGGACAGCCCUAACAAGUGGGUCUAUAUUCUGGAUGUGGUACACCAAGUUCUGGGCUGGUGUGGACUAAGCAGUGUCGACCCAGCACUCACAGCAGAAGUGGUGCUGCGACUCGCCCUGGUGCUGGAGAGCAGUGCCAACUUGGAUGAUGGUAAAGAGGAAGCCUUAAGGUCAAAGGUUGUGAAGGUAAUGGAGGACGCAAAGGCUGGAGGGGUGAAAAUCUCUCUGCCAAUGAAGGAUAUCAUCUCCACCCUAAAGGAGUCAAAGACAUCCCUUUCGGACAUAGGUAACCUUGGAGAUGGCAGUCAGCAGUUUGUCAGUCGUACUUCCAUGCUGUCAUCAUCAAUGUUGAAUAUCAAUCCUCGUAUGCAGCUGAUGCAGGCCCGGGAGAUCCUCGAGAUGGGUCUAGAGAAUGUGUCUUAUGCCAGGCAGGCUGUAGCCCUUAAUGAUGGGAAAUCUAUCGCUGAUGUCAGCUGGGCCAAGCUUGAUGAGGAGUUUCAGCCCUCUCCUAAAGAGGGGGAGGAGUCGGAGAUCCAUCAGAGCUACAGUGACUUACACAGCAGUUGUUUGACCCUGAAUGAUGAAGUGUUUGUUGCUGGAGAUUCGGAAAAGGAGACCACCAAGUUAACAGAAAGAGAGACAACCAGGGCAACGUUAGACACAACAGUAACUGAGGAUCGCCCUAACAAGGCCCCACCCCAGGAGACUGUGAAGGGCUCCUCCACUGCUGUGUGGAACACGAUAAAGGACCUUCAUCUGGAGCUCAUUCUCAUGUACCACAGGGUCUGUCUAAAACUGGCUGCCAUGGGACCUGAUCCCUCUGCCAGCAUUCAGCGUCCCUUUAAACGCAAGACUGACCCCAAAUUGGUUAGUGAACCAAACAUGGGACUGUUGGAUGUGGAUGGAUACAAGGAGUUGCUGAGUCACUGUAACAAAAACCAGCUUUCCAAAGCUCUACUUUUCAUGCAGAGGGCACUGCUACUGAGUGGGGACAAUGUGACCACUAUCACUCAGAAAUCGCUCAUGGAGGAUGCAUUGAAGGCUAUACAGAAGGCCCAGACUGAAGAGAGACGUAUCUUCACAGAAAACACUCAGGUAUCUGAGGAGGAUACUGUGCCUACUAAGAUCCCACCUCCACCAAUUCUUCUGUGUCGUACCGAUACCAUGAUGGUCUUCAAACCCGCCCCCUUUAUACCAGUGGGUGGACAAAAGAUUUCAUGGUACAGGAUAUUUGCAAGAUCUGCGGAGGGAAGUAAUGUGAGAGUGAGGCUGAAUGAUUACUUCCUGCCCGGUACCGGAGAACAGGUGCCCGGUGACCGUAGUGAACUGAGAGUUUCCGGGCUCACCCCUAAUUGUCGCUACUUAUUUGCUGUUGCUGCUUACAACAGAGAAGGAAAAUUGAUUGGGGAAUCCAUUGGACAGAGUACCAAGCCAAUCCUGGCCUCCCAUCCACUCCCUAUACUAAUGACAUGGGGCUUCCUUAGCCAGAUAGCAUACCAGGUUGGAUGUUAUGACAUUGCCAGACAGGCCUGCGAUAUCCUAUGGAAACACUUUAUAGCAGAACCUCCUGCCCCACAGAGCAUCACCUACCUGACACAGUCAGAACAGGACUUCCGGCUGACUCUAAUGAGGUUGAACCAGAAGGUUGUCUGUCUGUCAUCCCCAGUCUUGCUGCGUCAGUUCCUCACCAGCAUAUUUAUUGGUGUGGAUAUGAGUAUCAGGGAAGGACAACUCUUCUGUGAUGUUCUUUGUGACAAGGGACCACUUUUCAAGGGACAGAUGAAACGCCUAGCGGAGUGUGAGAGGAUGCUUGUGGCUAUAGAGUUAGCAGGCUGGCUGAAUGAGGCUAACCUGGCUCUCCAGGCUGUAGUCCAGGUGUAUGGCCUACUUGCUCCCCUCAUCUUCUACAAGAUACCGUCCACUGCUGUUAUACAGGUUCUCCAGCGUUGCCAUGUUGUGCUUCAGGAGAUUCCUGCUGGCUUGAGACAGAAACGUCAACAGAGCAUCGCCGACAGUUUGCAUCACAUGACUGCUAGUAUCACCUACCAUAUGGCCAAGGUUCUGAGAUCCUGGGGGCAGAAACAACUGGCUAACUCACUGAAUGAGUCUGGCCGUAAGCUAUUGGCUUUGGAGACAUUUGAUGAGCCGGCUAAGAAAGACGCGAAGUCCCAUGGUGAUGGGACAACAACAGCUGCUAGUGAGCGUGUGGACACUUCAAUUGACAACACUGACUCAGACUCGGCUCCACUGCAGAUGCUGAAGAAACGGCGAACCAAGAAGCUGGGAGUUGGGGGUCAGGGGACCAAGGAGGAUGGAGAUGGACCUAUCAAUGAGGAGCUGAAGGCCCUGGAGGCUCACAUGCUGAGUCUGUCCAAACAGGCACAAUAUGAUCAUGAACUGACAGGUUAUGAGGAUCCAAGCAUCCUCCAUGCCUACAUUGCUUACCUUCCAAGUAAACUAGCCUACAGGGAAGUGGCCAAGUUUAAGCGACGUCACCGUUACCUGGAGUUCUUUGUCCAGGUUUCCCAGAAGGCCCUGGCAGAAGGGAUGUCACAGCAGGCCGCAGACUGGUGUGACGAGACUGCUAACUGGCUUACCAGACGCAAUGAGCAGAUUAUUGGUAUGAAGCCAUUCCUUGGUAAACAACCUGGGGCAGGAGUUGUCACGGUAACUGGAGAUGAUCCGAAGCGUUUCCAUGCAGCAGUGGUAGAAUACAAUAAGGAGAAGGACAUGACUGUCCCUAAGAUCCCUGGACAGAUGUCCAAGGCUACUCCUAGUAAAUCACCCUCAAAGGCCACACCUCGUCCUAAACGUCGGCGACAGUACAAGCCUCUUCAUGUUAAUGCCAACAUGUCUGAAAGUGCAAGACAAGCCCAGGAGGAAGCAGAACUCAAGGCAAUAGAGAAGUUUACUGCUCACCUUCCUGACAUGUUCAGACAGUGGUUGAGGCGACGUCGUCUGCGCAAGCUCUGUAUUGAUGAGUUACCAUGGCGAUGUCAGCUGACAUUGAUCCAGGGACUUAGUCACUUCUCCUCCUUCCUACAGAAGUUAGAAACUCGGGACAAGAUUCUGGGUACCUCCAGCAGCAGCAUGUACAGGACCAAUUUCCUGGACCAGGAGUGGUUUACGUAUGAAACUGCAGGCACCCUGGUGGUCGGUUGGGAGGGAGGCCCAUCAAGGAAGAAUGGAGAUAAUAAACGCCAGCAGUACCAUGGUCAAGGAUCGGACAACCCUGACAUGGAUAACAUGGAUGCUGGGUGUGAGCAGGAGACACGCCCCCGUACCACUGCCACUGGUAUAGAGAUCGCUGCAGCCUUGGCCACAGGCAGUGCCCCUCCACCUCUCUACUUCAUGCCCCCAGAGCCAGAGGACACUCCCCGUACAUACAGGUCAGAUGUCAGUAACAUGCCCAAGGCUCCGGCUAAACCUAUGGACCACAUCAUGCUGUCAUCCAAAGAUACAGAGGAGGCCCUGAAUAGGACAUUUACUUACUUCAGGAGGGCAAUAAAUUUGGCCCAUAGAGGUCAGCACUGGACAUUGUUACAGAAUGCCUGUCGGUCACUAUGGAACUGUGCCCACACAGCCCUUCUGAGAGCUUUCUCACCUAAUUCUAAUGUGGACGAUGGCCUGCUGUCUAUUGACCAGCUGCGUGGCCUGGUGUGGAGGCCAUUUUACAUGGCAGCAGAUUGUGUACUGGACAUGCUUUCUCAGUUCCAGCUCGAUCUGGAGGCACACGCUAACAAGGAGAAGAAGAAGAACCGUAAGCUUGGAGAGCUGUUUGAGUCGUGGACAGGGGAGGUGAAGGACGAGAAAGGAGGAGCCAAUCUCAAGUUUGAGAAUCCUCUUGACAACCUGAGCAUCAGUGACCUACGCUGGGUGCGGAGGCUGGUGAUGAGGGUCAUGGAGCUUUUGUACUAUGAACAGAAGUGGGAGAAACUAGUGGACAUCGCUCUCAGGUUCAGCGCUCUGUCUAAUGACCGGUAUGCUGAGCAGAUCAUGCCACUCCUGGUUCAGGCCCAGAGACAGCUAGAGGAUCAAAUCUAUGAGCUGGGAGGAGAGAUACCACCUCAGUCUCACAUCAAACUCCUUAUGCAGAGAAUGAACGGUGUUAUCACAGCCAAGAAGUACCUACACAGUCAACUGAUUAUCAGUAAUGACAAACUACAAUCCUCCACUAUACAGCCUGGGGCACAGAUUGACCCUCUCGGCCAUGGCGCAUACACAAGUGAGGAUGGUAAAAGGAACGUGUCCGUGCCCUUAGAUGUACCACACAGCCUGUCUGUACUGAGAAGUGUGUUUGAUAAAUCCCAGUACACCUGUCAUGCCCUCCAACACAGUCGACGCCUCUUGGUCCUCUACCUGGCAGGACAGCAGAACUCGAGUGACUUACCCUUGAGUCGCCAGGUAUCCAAAGUGGAGUUUACCCCCAACACAGCGCGUCCUCAGCCCACCAUGCCCCUAGAUAUCAGCCACGAGGAAUACCUACAUAUUGACGACGUCCAGACCUCAUGCAUGCCUCGAUCACAACUGGGUACUGUCAUCUCAUCAUACGAGAAGACCAUAGAAAUGUUGAUAGCUAAGAACCAGCGAGGUCUAGCAGCCCAGGCGAUGCAUGAGUUGGGAAAUCUCCAGUACCACUCAUCAAACAUCAGGUUGGCGUACCAGUGGUGGGCAGAGUCCCUGGACUACACACUCAACACGUCCAAUGCUCUCCAUACCUGGCGUGAACUCUUCAAUAAGAGUACUGAUAUCAGCUCUGAUAUGUUACAGCACUGUGGUCUAUGGGGCUGUGUACUAGGGGGCGUCCUGGCCUCCAAGAUUGCUCAGUAUAUCCUGACACAGGACCUUGGUCUGCGUAUGGAGUGCUGUUUCCUGUCUGGGUACUUCUUCAAGGCCCUGUUCCGGUCCUCACUACCCCACCCCACUGCAGACCGUGAUUAUGCUAUGUACGAAGUAGGAGAAGGUUGUGAGGUCACAAACCUUGUCCCAGGGAUCGAUCUCCUCUCAGACAAGUUCCGCAUGGAUGGACGCACCCUGGUCUCUUGUCUUCGCUGGACAUCAGAGGAACUGGCAAGAGGCAGACACAACCUCUUUGUUCUACCACUGCUGACUCUGUACCUACACUUCACCACCUUUGUGUGCCGUGACCUCCAGCGUUCUGUGGAUGGCCGUAUCCUGAAGGUGCGAAUCCUCACAGACAUGUCACUCUUUACCGAGGCGAUGAUCACCCUCCAGCGACUCCUACAUGGGGAGCGACUCCCACAUACUGGUGAUAGUAACUUCCGUCAGGUGGAGUCCAAGAUGAAGUCUGUGAUGUUUAACACAGCCAAGCCUAUCACAGAGCCAGCUAACAUGAAGUUGCUGGAGAACCUUCUGGACAAGCGCCUCCCCUCCAGUCUGGCCACACUGUACGGUCCACACAUGACGUGUCACCUAGCACUGGUCCAGGCCCACUUCUUUGUGUCCCUGGGGGAGAGUAUCCCUGUCAUACCUGUCAUAGAGGAUGUGUUCAGCCAUGUUUCCAUCCAUAUGCGCAAACUUGUGUCUCGCUACGUGAGACAGAUGAGGGUACCUGAGGGACAGGGAUCAAUCAAGCCUCAUACAAUGAGCACAAUGACAAAGGCCAAGAACCUAAAGGGAACCAACAGUAUGACAUCCAAACCAUACAAAACCAAGUCUGCAUCUGACAGUCGCAGGGAUGCUGAUGAUGACCUUGAGAGUGUGGAGAGCGCUAACAUCCAGCGACGCUUUACUAGCAGUAAGAAGCCACUGACAUUGGAGCUCAUCAAGGGCACGUUACUGGCUGUUGCUGACCAGAUGGUGACCACUAUAGCAGAAGUCAUCCAAGAAAAUGCUGAACAUGCUGAGAAUGGACUGGAGAACUUGCCUGCUGCGGAGCUGGAGUUGGUGGUGUGCUGUAAGUUACAACAGGCCAAUAUUGCACGACAGAAACAACAUGCUCCACUAGCUGCUCGUAUCGUCCUUUCUGCAGUCAAACUUCUCAAGUCGUCGGACCUGUUCAAACCCAAGAAAGAAGUAGUGCCGCCACCAAGAGAAAACACAACUCAAGACAGUCCAACACGAGAUCGCCACAAGCCCUCUUCCCUGAAGGGUCAGAACAGCUCUCGUAGGAUCCACUACGCCGAGGAUGUGAAGAUUGUGUCUCCAGAAACAAAUCAGUUCCAAUUCCAAAACUUUCAGAGUCGGUCACGCUUGGAUGCACGUCUUUGGCUUGACUGUCGGCAGGCACUUGUCAAGUGUCUCAUGAUGCAAGUCGGUGGACUCGGACAAAUGAAAGUUGAUCCAGAUAUCAAAGUGCUACAGGAGCUUGCUGACUGCCGUCAGUACUGUAUUGAGGGUUUGAGUGAGGCUGAGGCUUGUGGGGAUGCCGAGACUCAGGCAGAUUUCCUCAUGUCAGGAGCCUUCCUCAACAUCAUCGAGGGCAAGAGUCUGGAGCACACUGCCUCUCUGGUCAAGGAUGUGAUAGAUUUGCUCCACAAGAUCCCGAAGCGGUCAGUCCCAGCUGAGCAGCUGUAUGCUAUGGCUAUCGUCCUGAAGACGGAUAUUGAUGCUGUGGAGAGGGAGGAUGACAGUGCAGUAUUUACAGAAAAAACAUUGGAACAAUACCUUACAGCUCAGAACAUCAUACUGCAACAGAUGGAGGACCUUGGGGAGAAGAUUGAACACUACUAUCCUAGAGGAGAGAAGUCUCACUUCUCUGCUCCAGUAAGUCCUAUGAGGAACAUCUACCUGCCACAUGUACUGCGUCUAGCCCAGAUCAAGCUGAGAGUGGGUCAUGCUAUGGCACGUAAUGCAGCCAAGUACAUCCGUGGAGGGACUGACAAUGACCCUGUAGUGACCUGGACCCAUGCCCUGGGAGUACUGACCACUGCUCGGGAGUUGUCCCAGGUAGCAGUGAUGAGGGAAGCUAACCUAGAAGCUGAAAUCCUACUCCAACUAGGUAAAGUCCAGAGGAUGCUUGUUUACAUGGGUAAAUUCAACCACAGAAAGGCAGCUGAGACAUUGAUUGACUCCAUUAAGAUCAGCUUCUCAACUGACCAUGAUCUGGGACUGAUGAGACAAGGCUACCUAGAGCUGGCCCAGGUCUACCUACACAGUGUUGGUAUGGUCCUCAUCAAGGAGAACAGUACACUGGAGUUUGUGACAGAUCCUGGGGAAGAUACAGCGGCCAAACAGGCUGCUGCCAAGAGAAAACUGCGAUCAAAGACUAAGACUAAAGGCAAACAGCAGUCUAAGAAAGAACGAUCAGGAACCCAGAGUUCACUCAAGUCGCAAGGCAGUAAAUCUGAUGAGAUGGCCGAUGUGGACAAGGAGAGACGAGCUGCCUGGACAGCCAUUAGGUGUGCUGCAGCCCUGGGUCAGGCCCAGCGCUCUCGUGUCCUCCUCAUUGGGGAUACAUCUGUUACCUCCCAGCCUCUCACUGGCAAUGCUGAGACAGAUAUCCCAGAGUUCAUAGCACUUGAUCUUGUUAGUGACUAUGUCCUUGGGGAGAGGAAGAAGGUGUAUAAAACCCAAAUCGAAGAAGAGUUAGCUCCCCUGAUAGAGGCCAAUGAAGUGAAACAUGUGGACACUUACGAUGAGCAGGUGAUGAAGGCGCGGGACGGAGCCAAGGAGCUCAGCUGGAUACACUUCCUAGGUUAUCAGAGUAUCCUCCAGAGAUUGUGUAAUACAUCAACGAUCUCAGCCUCCAGUCGCAAAUCUAGCCAAAAAGACACAGAUUCAGAGGAGGAGGAACUUGCAGAGUUUGACCUUGGGUUCAUCAGUCAUGCCCACUCAGACACAACUGUGAACCAUGACAUGAUCCGGUCAAUGUUGUUCUCAGGAACGUGGUCCCGGCGACUUACGAAGAUCCAUGUUUACCUAGCAAACAACCUCAAGGCAUACAGCUCAGAAUGUUGUGGCAUCUAUCCUCCAGAACAGCUAGUACUGGCCCCUACUGAUACGGAGUAUGACCUUAGUGUGACCUUCAAGUCCUAUGCUUCCAAUCUCACUGUUGACACUGAUGACUCUAUCACCAUGGCCACUGUGGCUGAGCCUGGAAAAGCACCGCUACCUCCUGGAACUGUUAUUGACCCCUACAUGCCCUCAGACAAGCCAGUUACCUCCCCUGUAGACAUGGAGGUGGCACUGCAGUUCUACCAGCCAUCCCUGGAAGAGAAUGACCCUCAGAGACCAGAAGCCACAGGGGCUGAAUCUCGCAUACUUCUAAUGCAUGCUAUCUAUAAGAAAAUGGGAUCUGUUUGUCAGCCUGGUGUACAGUGGGUGUCUCUAUCACAGCUCAAUGACCUUCAUGACAGGUUGGCUGUGCUGGCACAAAGAGCUGAGAUCUCCCUGGUAGAAAAGAAGAAGAAGGACCCAGUAGCACCCUCGCCGACUCCUACUUCCAAACCCAAGAAGGGACAAAGAAUCAAAGCACUUUCCCCGAAGGUUGAACGGGAUGAACGACUCGAGGAUUUUCCUCCCAUCGAGAACCUGCUGAAACAGUGUUUGGAUGACAUUAAGACCCUGCUGGGUUUGCCCCAUGCCAGCUCCACUGGGGAGUUGUCAGAGAAAGCAGACAAGGAGAAAUCAGAGAAGGCAGAGAAAGAGAAAACAGACAAAUCUGAGAAUGGAUCAGUUGUUUCCACAGAGCUGCCAUUUGAAGUGACAAAGAAGAACAUCGCUGCACUAGAGAGUCUAUUUGACCCCAGCUUUGGCUACACGGCCCAGGGCACCGACAUUGUCCAAUGGCUUCUCAAGAUCAUCAAGUCCUAACAGACUGACCUUGUGUGUUGAAGUCUUAUACAUGCCCACAGGACAUUGUUACAGUGAAUACUCAAGGACAUUCACUACAUUUCACAGCGAUCAGAUGCUGUAAUCUGUAAAAUGUAACUGGCUAUGAAUGUGGUAUCAAACUGUAUUGAAAACUGUGAUAGGAAGUAUUUAAAUUUUGAAGACAUUAAAUUGUUAUUGAUAUCCGUCCAAUGUUCUACCUACUUAUAUGAUUUUGCACCUUUCCACUGCAUGCAUUAUAUGAUCUGUAUAAACUAUGUAUAAUUAUAUUUUACAGUUAGAAGUGAAUAAUUAUGAUGCUGAAAUCUGUGAUAGGAUUUUUUUCUGUUUUAACUGUGAUGAUUAUUUUUUUAUUCAUUUAUUUUCAUAUAUUUGCAUCUGUCUAAUGAUUUGCAAUUUUUUUUUUUUUUUUUUUUGUAUGUGUGUUUACAUGUACAUUUGUUACUAUGGUAAUAUAUUGAUGUAUGAACUUAGAUAAUUGAUUGUAUACCAUCCCUUGGGAACUGUAGGUACUGUGGAACUUUCACUAAUCCUGUGAAGGAUUACUCUAUACCGUAUGUGAUAUAAGCUACAUAAUCUGGUGUGAAUUAACUAUUUUUUGUUCAGCUGGAUGGACAUCUUGAUUGUGGCAUUAAUGAACUGUCAAUGCUCAGUUGGAAUGUAAUGCUGGCUUUAUAUAUUGAUAGGAUUUUAAAAAUCAAUCCAUUGAAACAUUGCAUUAUGGUGUUAACAGGUUUCUGUACAACUGUUGAUGUAUGUAAGAAUUAAAUUUAUUAUAGUUAGAUAAAAGUUUUAUAGUACUGAAAAUAUCAACAUUGAAAAACAUUUUUUGUUUAUCAGUAAUAAUUUAUUUUCAAUAAACAAUAUAUUGGAACUUGUUCCAUAGACUUGA